GUUAAGUCGGUGGGUCAGGAAGUAGACGACAGUUGCUGAAUAUCAAAAGGGAACUCGUGCGGGUACCGAAAGUUAUUUUCCCCCCUUUCUUUUCUCGGACAACUAAAACGAAAAAGAAGAGAACUGACUCGGACAAGUGUCAGGAUGUCGGCGUCGGCUGUGUUUAUUCUGGAUCUCAAAGGGAAGGUGCUGAUAUAUCGAGAUUACAAAGGAGAUGUUAGCAUGUCUGAAAUUGAUUUCUUCAUGCCAGUGCUAAUGCAACAGGAAGAAGAGGGGUUGCUGUGUCCACUCAUCUCGCAUGGCAAAGUUCAUUUCUUAUGGAUUAAGCACAGUAACCUGUACUUGGUGGCUGCAACCACAAAAAACUCCAAUGCUUCCCUGGUGUACACCUUCCUCUACAAGCUAGUGGAGGUGCUGACAGAGUACUUUAAAGAGCUGGAAGAGGAGAGUGUCCAAGACAAUUUUGUAGUUGUCUAUGAAUUGCUUGAUGAACUUAUGGACUUCGGCUUUCCUCAGACAACAGACAGCAAAAUCCUGCAGGAAUAUAUUACUCAGCAAGGCAACAAGUUAGAGGUGGCAAAGCUGCGUGUUCCCACAACAGUGACCAAUGCCGUGUCCUGGAGAUCAGAGGGCAUAAAGUACAAGAAGAAUGAAGUCUUUAUUGAUGUCAUUGAGUCUGUCAAUCUGCUGGUGAGCGCCAAUGGCAAUGUGCUGAGUAGUGACAUUGUGGGAAGUGUCAAGUUGAAGGUCAUGCUGUCUGGAAUGCCGGAGCUGAGGCUUGGGCUAAAUGACCGAGUGCUGUUCUCUCUCACUGGCAGAGACAAAGGUAAAUCAGUAAUGAUGGAGGAUGUGAAGUUCCACCAGUGUGUGCGUCUAUCUCGCUUUGAGAAUGACCGCACUAUUUCUUUCAUUCCACCUGAUGGGGACUUUGAAUUAAUGUCUUACCGUAUCAAUGCCCAGGUGAAGCCGCUAAUCUGGAUUGAGUCUGUAAUUGAGAAGUUCUCCCACAGCCGAGUUGAAAUCAUGGUCAAGGCAAAAGGUCAGUUCAAGAAGCAGUCUGUGGCCAACAGUGUGGAAAUCAUGGUUCCUGUGCCAAGUGAUGCUGACACACCACGCUUUAAAACUAGUGUGGGUAGCGCAAAGUAUGUCCCAGAGAAGAAUGUUGUGGUUUGGACCAUCAAAUCAUUCCCAGGAGGAAAGGAGUUCCUAAUGCGAGCUCACUUUGGGCUACCCAGUGUGGAGAAGGAUGAGGAAGAAGGAAGGCCACCGAUCACUGUCAACUUUGAAAUUCCUUACUUUACAGUGUCUGGGAUCCAGGUUCGGUACAUGAAGAUAAUUGAAAAGAGCGGCUAUCAGGCUUUGCCUUGGGUCAGAUACAUCACUCAAAGUGGAGAUUACCAGCUGAGAACAAAUGCCUAAGCAAUGACAACUCUCCAGGGAUGGACAAGAACAUCGUUCACUUAGAAAAUAGGAAUUCUGGAUAUCCUUUAACUCUAGAAAGUAGCAAUCCAAAGUGCCUCGCUAUAAGAAGGUUGAACAUGAACCUGACAUUUUGUGAUGUCAUCUUAACUCUUGUAUUUGUCAAAUCUAUUUAAAUAACAACUUUGCAAAGCUUCUUAUAUUUAGCAUCAACAACAAAUGUUAUUUAUGUAUGCAUGCCAGGAGUACAUCACAUCUCAGCCAUAUAACAUUUGACAAGAGCAGGCCAUUCUGUCCCACUAAGCUUCUCAAAUCCUAUUUCCCUGAUGCUUCCAACUUUGUAGAUAAAAGAUACCUUGGUGGCCGCUUUCUACCAUUAAGCUAAGUAACUGAUUCCAUGCUACCUUCAAUGUAUGGUCUCGUGUCCUUGCCUUACAAAAUAUUUUGAAGGUGCAAUCAGCUUACUCCAUUCAUCAUUCUGAAUGCUUAACUAAGCUUACUUUUGGUCUAUUACACUUUACAAGUAGCUAAUUGCCUUCAAUCCUUAAAAAAAUGUGUUCUUUACAUCCUGUAUUUAAGUAAAUAUUGCUUUAUGGUAUGUUUACUCUGCCAAAUGCUGUUAUGUAUUUGUGACAUUCUGAUCAGAAUUGUUGACAAUAUUUAGAAUUACAAAUGAGUACAGAGAAGGACUCAAUCUGACCCAACAUCUUAUUUGUACAGUCUGGUUGUGGACAGUCUGCUUUGACUCUUAAAUCUUUCUUGUUAUAACAAAAUAAUAUCUAGUUAAUAAAUAUUUUUCAUAAAACAUGAA
Polypterus senegalus (gray bichir) is the source of this 2230-nucleotide messenger RNA. RefSeq names its product AP-1 complex subunit mu-2. The transcript has 12 exons. Gene Ontology annotation, biological process: vesicle-mediated transport; intracellular protein transport. Gene Ontology annotation, molecular function: clathrin-cargo adaptor activity. NCBI's taxonomy places the organism in Eukaryota, Metazoa, Chordata, Cladistia, Polypteriformes, Polypteridae. Bases 145 to 1419 code for a protein of 424 amino acids. The record is from RefSeq and is a predicted model, not a curated record. Gene Ontology annotation, cellular component: clathrin-coated vesicle; clathrin adaptor complex.